UACUUUAGGUCAUCAUUGAAUGCUACCUCAUGUAAACAGACGCACGACUUCGCUGCGCUGCGCCACCUCUACUUUUUUCAAAUUUUCGAUUGUGUGGCCCGAUAACUGGAGACUUUAUCCAUGAGUCGCAUCCCUAACCCAUUCGCCGGUGGUGCAGGGCAGCAGCAACAGGGACCCCAGAGCAGCUCGAGCCCUGGCCACCAGCAGGGUGCCCAGGCAACCUCUACCCCAGGCUUCCUCAUCAUGACCAGGCCACCCUCGGGCUCCAACAGGUAUGGUGGCAGGGGCUACAAUACUCACAAUUCAACCUCCCAACAUAACCCCAAUCAGCAGAAAAAUAACUUCAUACCUUUCUCGUCAAAUGGUGGAAAUAACUCUAGUCAGGAAGGUAACAGGCGAGGAGGUGGUGGUGGACGUGGCAGAUUUAAUCAUGGAGGCGGUGGAAGAAAUUUUUCCGCUCAAGGAAGCCCAAGGUUUGCUUAUCCCUUCCAACAAUCUCCAGCGAGAAUAAAUAACCCAUAUGGGCAAAAUCAGGGUUUUGCAAAUACUCCAAGGAACAGACAAAAUAAUAAAAGUGGGGCUAGGUAUAGUGAUACGCAUGACAGAGCAUUUGGAGACCAGAAGAAAUUUAGCUCGAAUGGUAAUUCAAGACGCGGAAGAGAUAGAGGCCCACUCAGUGAUGUUCCAAUUGAUAAAUUUGUGUCAAAUAAUAUGAUACAAGAUCCAUGGGCUGAGUUUGAUGAUGAUGUAGAUGAUAAUUUGCCUCAGCAUCCCCAAUCGAGUCCAGUUUUAGUAACUUUAGAUGACUCGGAAAUAGUUAUUGACUCUGACGCAAGUGUGAUUGUUGAGAAUUCGUAUGAAGAAGGAAUAAGUGGUACAGAAUGUGACAGUUCACCUGUGCAUGAUACUGGAAGUGACUCGCCAUACGUUGCUACAUCUUCGACCUCAGAGAAAGAUACAGGAAGUGAUUCUACUAGUGAUGCAUAGUAUUGUCCUUUUGGCAAGAAAUAUUAACAGCUGUCCUGUGGUUAAACUAUAUUGCAGGGUAUUGGAAAGUUGUUUCCUUGAAUGUCUGCUGUUGUGAAAUUUAUUUUAUCGAAUUAGGUGCUAUAUAGUCUUAUGGGCUUGGUGCCCACUUGGAUAAUUACUUAUUUAUUAAAUUAAAUGAUAAUAUAUUGGAACACAAAAUUUUAAGGAAAACUUGUAUACCUUGUAUGUCUGUCAAGGUAUUAUUUAUUUUACAUUUUUAUUACAUUUAAUGAAAUUGUUGUGUAUGAUGGGAAAUUUGGUUAAAACAAAAUUUGUAUAUAAAUUUUAUAAUGUAGCUAUUGUUGUAGCUAGCUGUUGCCUUAGGUCGUUAAUAGUUCUCAUAAUUUAAUACUUGACAAAAUCUAGGCAGUCAAACAUAUCAAUAGGCAAAAAACCUUUGAAGACAAUUAAGAUUUUUUUUUAAUGUAAACAGGAAAGGAGUUGAAUUCAAUAGUAAUCUUUGAGGUCAAGGAAACUGAUUAUUGCUAGGUGUCAUACUAGCUUAUUAAAAAUAUUAAAGUACAAAAAAUAUGAACAGAAUGUACAAACUUAUCAAUCAGUUAAUAAUAUCUAGAUUUAUAUACCAUUUUGCAGAUUUCUAGUUAAAAGGAUUCUUUGCUUUUUAAUGGGAAUAAGUUAUGUAGCUAUACAUGUUAAAGACAUUUUAUACACUUGUGUAAACUUUUUAUUUGUUUGACAUAAAUAUCUAUUGAAACUAGUGAAGAUUAGUUUUGCAAAGUCUUGACUGUUUUGAUACCUGCUGCUGUUUGGUGGAUAUUGCCUGUAACACUAUGCUAAUUUAUUGUGACUGUUGAGGUUAUGACUAGAAUGCAAUAAGAUAUUUUGAAUAAAACAUAACACAUAAUUAUAGACAAUGAGUCGUAGUAAUGUGGCUGAAGAUACGAUGACCAAACUACACAUUAGAAGAUGAAGAAACGAUGACAUUUCGAUCCGUCCUGGACCAUUAUCAAGUCGACACACAAUAUGAUAAUGAUCCAUGAUGGACCGAAACGUCAACAUUUCAUCUUCUAAGGCGUGGUUUGGUUAUCAUAACACAUAACUAAAAACAUUUAAUAUAAUACUACAUUUUAAUUUAUAUUUAUUAUUGUUACAGUACUAACAUUAAUGAUAUUUUGAUCACACAAUUUGAAUUUGGGUAAGAGAAAUAUGUACUGUACUUUCUACUGCUAAUUGAUUAAGUCCAUUGUUGGUACAGCAAAAUACAUAAUGAUACUAGAUAUAUCCUAUCCUAUGGUUUUCAGUAAGAAAUUAGUAAAAUAAGUACAGUACAGUAUGUAUGCAUACUUAUGAUUUUUAACUUAACAUUGAAAGAUAGGUGUGUGACACUAAAAUUCAUAAAUAUAUUUAUAAAUUUUAUUAUUAAAUAAUGUUUUCUUAAGAAAAUUUUGUGCACAAUUUAUGAAUGGCUGUAGAAUAUAUUCAUAGACAAAUUUAGUUAUACUAUAUGUAUAAGAGUGAUUUUCACAUUUACACAUUGACCAGAAGGCUAGCAUAGGGUGUUUCAAAUGACAGCUAGAUUAAGAUGUCACAACAAGGGGAAAUUUGAAGAUGACAAUAUAUUGAUAUCUUACAAAAAUAAUUAUGAUAGUACUGUAACUAGUACUGUAUUCAGUCAUAUUAUAUUUAAAAAUGUCCAUCCAGCCUACAACCCAAAUUUUUUUUACAAAGUUAUUUGCUCAGCUGUUUCUUUUAUUAUUAUUAAACCUGCACAUCUUGAAGCAAGAUGCUUAGUUUUAUCCUCCUGGAGAGGUAAAUACUCAGUGUGGUGUAAUACAUUUUAAAGAUACUGUACUGUAUUUAGAGAUAUACAUACAGUAUAAGAUUGUAUUUUUUUGUAAUACUUAAAUGCUUGUGUAGGACAUUUUUUAGUAUUAAAUGUGCAAUUUAAGAA
Molecule: messenger RNA, 2941 nt
Organism: Procambarus clarkii (red swamp crayfish)
Lineage: Eukaryota; Metazoa; Arthropoda; Malacostraca; Decapoda; Cambaridae
Source: RefSeq, a predicted model, not a curated record